Aegilops tauschii subsp. strangulata is the source of this 3280-nucleotide messenger RNA. Its product is annotated as receptor-like protein EIX2. Lineage: Eukaryota; Viridiplantae; Streptophyta; Magnoliopsida; Poales; Poaceae. Gene Ontology annotation, molecular function: protein binding. The record is from RefSeq and is a predicted model, not a curated record.
CUUCCCAAACUACCAUGCCUCCCACCACCAAGUUCCUCCUCCUCCUCCUCCUCCCCGUGGCAACAGCCGCCGCAACCUUUGCUCUCGGCCAUGGCACCGGCACCGGCACAGCUGUCUGCGUGCCGCGGGAGCGUGAUGCCCUGCUGGCGUUCAAACGCGGUGUCACACAUGACCCCUCGGGCCGCCUUGCCUCGUGGCGGCGAGGCAGCGACUGCUGCCGGUGGAGGGGCGUAAGGUGCAGCAACCGGACUGGCCACGUCCUCCAGCUUCGACUUGGAAAUAGCUACUCGUACUUUGAUCAGGAAUUUUAUACUGGUCGGAUAACAUCUUUGGAUGGCCAGAUAAGUCCAUCUCUAUUUUCUUUGGAGCAUUUGGAGCACCUUGAUCUCGCCUGCAAUUUUCCGUAUAUAUGUAGCAAUUGCGGUCAUGUUCCAAAACUAUGGGGCUCUCUAAAAAACUUGAGAUACCUGAACCUCCAUGUACAAGUCGAUGACAACACGUUGCUUCGUCAGCUUGGUAACCUCUCUAAGCUGCAGUAUCUUGACCUUUCCUACACCACCUACACCAUACGCGUGCAACCAACAGAUUUUUUAAGCUUAACAAAUCUACCUUUGCUACACCAUCUUGACCUUGGUGGGUUCAAUCUCACCAUGGUACAUGAUUGGCCUCGUAUCGUGAAUAUGAUUCCGUCUUUGCAAGUUCUCUAUCUUUCUGGUUGCUCGUUUCAUAAAGCCAACCAACAGCUCCCACGCUUGAACCUCACAAAACUUGAGAGGCUUGAUCUCAGCUACAACCAUUUUGAUCACCCCUCCGAGUCCUGUUGGUUUUGGAAUUUGACAAGUCUCAAGUACCUCAACCUUGGAGAAACCUUUUUGUAUGGUCAUUUUCCCAAGACACUAGGACAAAUGACAUCCCUUCAAGUCUUUGACUUUUCAUACAACAAGUAUCUCGACGGCGGCCCCGGCGGCAUCAUAGCGCCAGGGUUGAUGAGAAACCUAUGCAAUUUGGAAGUGCUAAACCUUGAAAAAGGCCUCUCGUAUGGGAACAUGACAGAGUUGUAUGAGAGCUUGCCACAUUGCUCGUCCAGCCCACUAAGAGAACUGUAUUUGGAUGGAAACAAUAUCACUGGGACCCUGCCAGCUGGGAUUGCCAAAUUUACCAGUUUGGCCAGUCUCGUCCUCUCUGAUAACCGUAUGACUGGACAUGUGCCCACUGAGAUUGGUAGGCUCAACGGUUUGAUUUCCCUAGACCUAAGAAACAACAAUUUGACAGGUGUCAUCACCGAAGAACAUUUCUAUGGUUUCACGAGCUUACAGUAUAUAGAUUUAUCUAAUAAUCCUUUGAAGAUUAUACUAGAUCCUGGUCUGCUACCCCCCCUGAAACUAGAGCAAGCAUCUUUUGCAUCUUGCCAAAUAGGUCCUAAUUUUCCUUCUUGGCUUCGGUUGUUGCCUAGAGCUGAUUACAUUGAUAUGUCAAACACAGGUAUAACCGGUCAGCUCCCAUACUGGUUCUCAACAACACUUUCACAGGCUAUAUUUUUGAACUUCUCCCACAACCAGAUUAGUGGAAGCCUACCAAAAAAUAUGGAAUCCAUGUCAGUGAACUAUCUCUAUCUAGAUAGAAACCAAAUAACCGGUGAAAUACCUCCAUUGCCAGAAAAUCUCAAUUGUUUCUCCAUAUCUAACAAUUCUCUAUCAGGUCAUAUUACAAGAUCUAUCUGCAAAACCCAAAAGUUGGAGUGCUUGGAUUUAAGCAUCAACCAGUUGGAGGGAGAAUUUCCUCAAUGUAUCAAGAUGGAAAACAUACGGAGUCUUAUAUUGAGUAACAAUAUGUUCUCAGGAAAGUUCCCAUCUUUUCUGCAAAGCACAAAUAUAAAGUUUCUAGAUCUAUCAAGAAAUAAGUUUUCUGGAAGAUUGCCUGAAUGGAUCGGAGACUUGGUGGCACUAGAGUAUAUAGGAUUAAGCUAUAAUAUGUUCUCUGGGAGUAUUCCAUCCAGCAUCAUCAAUCUUGGAGGAAUGUACAAUUUUGAUGUAGCAGGCAACAGAUUGUCAGGUGUUAUACCUCGCAAUCUUUCAAAUUUGACGGGUAUGGCAGGUCAGGUGCGAUACUGGAACGUAGACUCGAACUGGAUGCAACCUCAAUUUAUUUUGCCCGUGUUCACAAAGCGACAAGAGCUUCAUUAUAAACAAACAUUUGCUAACUUCUCAAGCAUUGACUUAUCCUUGAAUUACUUAACUGGAGUAAUUCCGGAAGAAAUUACUUCGGUGAAUGGAUUGGUGAAUCUGAAUAUUUCUUGGAACUACUUGACUGGAGAAAUUCCACGCAGUAUUGGGUCCAUGAAAUCACUUGAAUCACUGGACCUAUCAAGGAACAAACUUUGUGGGGAAAUUCCACCGAGCCUAUCAAAUCUGACCUAUUUGGAAUAUUUGGAUUUGUCUUACAACAAUCUGUCCGGAAGAAUACCACCAGGAUCGCAACUUGACACUCUCUACGACUACUACCCAUAUAUGUACAGCGGCAACGUUGGUCUCUGCGGGCGUCCUCUCCAACGGAAUUGUCCAGGAAGUAAUAAUAAUGCAACAAAGCUAGUUGAUGGUGAUACCAAGAGAAGUGCGCAUGUGUCUGAUUCAAUGCUCUUUUACCUCGGGCUUGGGUCAGGGUUUCUCGCUGGCCUCUGGGUGGUGUUCUGUACCAUGCUAUUCAAGAAAACAUGGAGGAUUGCGUAUUUCCAGCUCUUCGACAAGGUAUAUGACAAGCUAUAUGUAUUUGUUGUUGUUACUUGGGCAAGAUUGGCACAGAAGGCAUUGAAUCUAACUGGGAAGCUUGGCUAGAAUUGCAAAUGGAGUUGCACAAGAGAGUGAGUUUUCCUCUGGUUAGAAAUAUUGCUAUGCUUUGACAACAUAAGUUUAAAUAAAAAAAAUGUUCCAAUCAAGUAAUACACUUACUAUCUGUGUAUACUAGCCAUGCGGUUAUCAGUGUAGCUUAGUAAAAUGUAUUGUGUGUGCAUCAUUGGUUAGAACUAGCUUUUGUUAGAAGUUGCACAUGUACAGGUAUACGGUAUUGUAUAAAUCGUAUACCUUCUAGAAAGGGUUCGGGAGUGCAUGUAGAAUUGGGCUGUUUGGAGUUAGUUGUAAUCUGGGAUUCAGUUGUUAAUGGUGGAACUUAUCCGGGGUAUAGCUUAGUGCGGAUCAAGUCAUCAACAACCCAAUCCUACCUGUACUCUUGCCUUAUAUAUAUAAACAUGCACACGUCCCUGCAACGAGUGCAUACGCUUUUGUUU